Molecule: messenger RNA, 4596 nt
Organism: Pseudomassariella vexata
Lineage: Eukaryota; Fungi; Ascomycota; Sordariomycetes; Amphisphaeriales; Pseudomassariaceae
Exons: 4
Coding region: 1-4596 (1531 amino acids)
Biological process (GO): sulfate assimilation; amino acid biosynthetic process
Cellular component (GO): sulfite reductase complex (NADPH)
Molecular function (GO): sulfite reductase (NADPH) activity; FMN binding; 4 iron, 4 sulfur cluster binding
Source: RefSeq, a predicted model, not a curated record
AUGGCGUCCUCCAGCAUCCAGAUUCGCACACCUGAAGAGGCAGUUGCGAGAAUAGCAUAUUUGGCCAGUGAUGUCGUUAUUUCAGUACAGCCGACGCUGAAGGACGACUCGGCCUUUUCUACACACCUCAACCGAUAUGCUGGCAGAAAAGACCCAAGUCUUAUCUGCAAGGGAGAUGGCGCCGUUCCCGAGAUCCAAUCCGUCAGACACAACAACGACCCCCUGCUCUCUGUAUUCGCCCCCAUCCGCUCCGGCCGACUCACCUCGGUGACCACCACCUCCAACGUCUUGUUGCCAUCCAUUGCGCACCUGUACAAGCUGGCAAACUAUCCCGUGGUCAUCCACGUCUCCCUUCACCCCGCCCAGUUCCCCGAUUACUCGGCUAUCACGGCCAUCAGAAACUCAGGAUGGACGUUCCUGCAGUCAGAGUCACUGCAAGAGGCACAAGAUAUGGCCAUCACAUCGCACGCUUUGGCUGUUCAGUCAGGAAAGGGUGUUAUCCACUACUUUGACCCGGGCUCCUGCUCACUCGACAAGCCAAUUGCUGCUGAAGAUGCAUCAAUCGUACGGGAGUUGCUCACCAUUGGUGAUGUCCGGCGGUUCCAGGCUGCCUUGAUCCCUAGCUCCACCCUCUAUGCCGACGAUGGGAUGGCCGCUGUGGCUUCUAAUCGAUCAGAGCCUUUGAUUAAUGGCGCAUCCGCGACGUCUAAUAGCCUCGCAGACUCGACCAUUUUGGACACGACCUCCAAGGCAACGCCAUCUGAGGGCUCGUCCGCCAGUCAACACAGCAGCUCCAGCGCACCCCCUAGUGUGUCUUCAGCCACAACCCUCGAUGAUGCACCCCCAGUCGUUACCUCCGAGGACAUAUACAAAUACGUUACAGCCAUAUGGGCACAACUCAAAGUGCUUUCUGGCAGAGAGUACAGCCCUUUCGAGUGGUCUGGCCCACGGUCAGCCGACAAGGCCAUAUUCGUGUUCGGGUCCGAUGCCGGCCUCUUUGCUGAGGCCCUGGAUGCCGCCAGGUCGAGCGAUAUAUACGCAAAGUCGGGCAUGUUGACCGCGAGACUCUAUCGACCAUGGCUGGGUGCAAAGCUGAUCGAGGCCAUUCCGAAAUCUGUCAAGCGCAUAGCCGUUUUGGAGCAAGUGUCGCGGAAGACGACAAAGUGGGGCCCUCUGUUGAUCGAUGUCCUGACGUCCGUCAAAAGCGGCUUCGGCGGUGUGGAACACAUUGUUGGAUACCAAUUGGGUUACAUUGCGCCCGAAACCAUCUCGCAGGCCCUCAAGGGUGUCUUUCAGAAUCUUACGUCACCGAAACCCCUUCAGAAUCUGGAGGUGGGGAAAAAAGACGGACCCGCUGAUGUCGCGUCCUUUCGUUUGGGGGAACCAAAGCUCGAAACCGCCUACACAAAGAUUCUAGACCAGCUGUUUGGCAACCGGGUGUACAUCGCCAAUGCCCUCAAGUCGUCCAACGCGGGGGUCGCUGCCACAGUUGCUUCCAGCCCAGAGUUUGGCUUUGGCUCCCUCUUGGCCCGCAAGGAAAACCGGCAGCGACUCGUCAAGGAAGUGAAGAACAUUGUCGCUUCCCCUCGGAAUCCGUUCGUCUCGCAGACGAAGCACUGGUUGACGAAAUGGGUGGAGACCAUCAACAGUGGCCUGAAGGUUGACGAUGUGGCCGAAGAGGUGGUCAGCCGGCUCGAACGCGAUGGCACUUCGGUGGCCCAGGGACUCCUGGAAAAGAAGGGACUCUUCCGAAAAGAGUCACUCUGGCUGGUCGGCUCUGAUGCAUGGUCAUAUGAUCUGGGUAACUCCGGUGUGCACCAUGUCUUGGCUUCUGGGGAGAAUGUCAACAUGCUCAUCAUCGACUCGACGCCGUACUCGGAGAGAGCAGCUGCAGAUGCUUCCAGGCGUAAGAAGGAUAUCGGUCUGUACGCCAUGAACUUUGGCAACGCUUAUGUGGCCUCAACUGCCGUGUACAGUUCCUACACCCAGGUUCUGCAAGCGAUGUUGGAGGCCGACCAGUUCGACGGUCCUUCGGUCGUGUUGGCCUACCUCCCGUACUUUGGCGAGCACGAGUCGCCCCUGACCGUGCUUCAGGAGACGAAGAAGGCUGUGGACGUUGGCUACUGGCCCCUAUACAGGUGGAACCCACAAAAUGAGACCAAGGGCGAGCCCAACUUCUCCUUGGACUCCGAGCUGGUCAAGAAAGAGCUCAAGGAGUUCCUCGCUCGUGACAACCACCUCACGCAGUUGAUGCAAAAGGAGCCUGCCUUUGCUGCCAAUCUCGCCCAGGAUUUCGGCACCGAAGUGCGAGCUCAACAGAAGAGGAAGGCCCGCGACGCAUACAUGCAACUUUUGGAAGGUCUUUUCGGUGCACCUCUGACGGUCCUGUAUGCAUCCGACAACGGCAAUGCCCAAUCCGUGGCCAAGCGGUUAGGCACUCGCGGUAGGGCGAGAGGUCUCAAGACGACCGUCAUGGCCAUGGAAGACUACCCAGUGGAGGAUCUUCCCACGGAGGAGAACAUUGUUCUCGUCACUGCAACUGCCGGACAGGGAGAGUUCCCCCAGAAUGGCAAGCCCUUCUGGGAUGCGAUCAAGGAUAACACCGAGCUUGACCUGGCUUCAGUCAACUACUCCGUCUUUGGUCUGGGUGACAAGCACUACUGGCCUCGCAAACAAGACAAAGUUUACUACAACAAGCCCGCGAAAGAUCUCGACAAGGUGCUGGCGAACUUCGGUGCCAAGCGUCUGGCUGACAUUGGACUUGGUGACGACCAGGAUCCUGAUGGUUAUCAAACCGGAUAUGCCGAAUGGGAGCCCAAGAUUUGGUCGGCACUUGGUGUUGCCAACGUCGAGGGCCUUCCCGAGGAGCCGCCACCAAUUACCAACGAGGACAUCAAGCUUGCGUCCAAUUACUUGCGUGGUACUAUUGUGGAAGGGCUCAACGACCAUACCACCGGCGCCAUCUCUGCGUCGGAUUCGCAGCUAACAAAGUUCCACGGCACGUACAUGCAAGACGAUCGCGAUGUUCGGGAUGAACGAAAAGCACAGGGAUUGGAGCCAGCAUACUCGUUUAUGAUUCGUUGCAGACUGCCCGGUGGUGUUGCCACCCCGAAACAGUGGAUACAGAUGGACGACAUCAGUACACAACUUGGUAACGAGACGAUGAAACUCACAACCCGUCAAACGUUCCAAUUCCACGGUAUCGUCAAGGGCAAACUCAAGCCGGCAAUGCAGGCGAUCAACCGAUCCCUCAUGACGACCAUCGCCGCCUGCGGUGACGUCAACAGAAAUGUCAUGUGCAGUUCUUUGCCAACACAAUCGCAGUACCAGAAGGAAGUAUUCGCUUACUCAAAAAUAAUCAGUGACCACUUGCUGCCAUCAACGACUGCAUACCACGAGAUCUGGCUCCAGGAUGACAAGGAAAAGAAGCAGAUUGCCGGGGACGCUGUUCAAGACUUUGAACCGUUGUACGGUCCCACGUAUCUUCCUCGAAAGUUCAAGAUCACCAUCGCCAUCCCCCCUCACAACGACACGGAUGUCUAUGCACACGAUGUCGGCCUGAUCGCCAUCAAGGGCAAUGAUGGUCACUUGGUCGGUUUCAAUUUGUUGGCUGGAGGUGGGAUGGGUGCGACGCACAACAACAAGAAGACCUACCCUCAAACUGGCCGAAUGAUGGGCUAUGUCUCCAAAGAAAAGGUUCACAUUGCGUGCGAAAAGAUCAUGUUGGUGCAGCGCGACCACGGUGACCGCAAGAACCGAAAGCAUGCCCGUCUAAAGUAUACCAUUGACGAUCUCACCGUCGAUGGCUUCCGCUCCAAAGUUGAAGCCUUGUGGGGCGAUGCGUUCGAGCCCGCCCGGCCAUUCCACUUCAAGAGCAACAUCGACACCUUCGGCUGGCUAAAGGACGAAACGGGCCUCAACCACUUCACCUUCUUCAUCGAGAACGGCCGUAUCGAAGACACGACCGACUUCCAGAUGAAGACGGGCCUACGCGAGAUCGCCAAGGUCCACAAGGGCGAAUUCCGCCUAACGGGCAACCAGCACUUAAUUCUCUCCAACGUGGCAGACGAGGACAUGCCACAGCUGAAGGAGCUCAUGAAGCAGUACAAGCUCGAUAAUUUGCAGUUCUCGGGCCUGCGCCUGAGCUCCUCGUCCUGCGUGGCGUUCCCCACCUGCGGUCUGGCCAUGGCCGAAAGCGAACGGUACCUCCCCGUGCUCAUCUCCAAGCUCGAGGCCUGCCUCGAAGAAAACGGCCUCCGACGCGAGUCCAUAGUGAUGCGCAUGACGGGUUGCCCCAACGGUUGCGCGCGUCCCUGGCUCGCUGAGGUGGCUUUUGUCGGCAAGGCUUUCGGUGCGUACAACAUGUACCUUGGCGGGGGUUACCACGGGCAGCGCCUCAAUAAGUUGUACCGGUCCAGCAUCAAAGAAGAUGAGAUCCUGGCUAUCAUGAAGCCGUUGCUGAAGAGGUAUGCCCUCGAAAGGGAGGAAGGUGAGCAUUUUGGCGACUUCUGCAUAAGGAAGGAUGUCAUCAAGAAGACGACGGAUGGGCAGAAUUUCCAUGACGAUGUAGCUGAAGAGGAGUCAGAUGAGGAAUAA